This is a messenger RNA of Myotis daubentonii (Daubenton's bat), 1538 nucleotides long. RefSeq names its product Rh family C glycoprotein (gene RHCG). The record is from RefSeq and is a predicted model, not a curated record. Gene Ontology annotation, biological process: ammonium homeostasis; ammonium transmembrane transport. Gene Ontology annotation, cellular component: basolateral plasma membrane; plasma membrane; apical plasma membrane. NCBI's taxonomy places the organism in Eukaryota, Metazoa, Chordata, Mammalia, Chiroptera, Vespertilionidae. Gene Ontology annotation, molecular function: ammonium channel activity.
UCCGAGCGCCCGAUUCCGGCCGCAGCGCGCCCGGCCCCAGUCCCCGCAGCGCCCAGGGGUCCCCGCAGCGCCCGGCCAGGGGUUCCCGCCGCGCCCAGGGAUCCCCGCAACAUGGCCUGGAACACCAACAUGCGCUGGCGGCUGCCGCUCACCUGCCUGCUGCUACAGGUAGCCAUGGUGGUCCUCUUUGGCGUGUUCGUGCGCUACAGCCCCGAGGCCGACGCCCAUUGGAUCGAGGGGAAGGAGCCGGGGAACCGGUCCAGCGACCUGGAGAACGAAUUCUACUAUCGCUAUCCCAGCUUCCAGGACGUGCACGUGAUGAUCUUCGUGGGCUUCGGCUUCCUCAUGACCUUCCUGCAGCGCUAUGGCUACAGCUCCGUGGGCUUCAACUUCCUGCUGGCGGCCUUCGGCAUCCAGUGGGCGCUGCUGAUGCAGGGCUGGUUUCACUCCUUCCACGACGGCUACAUUCUCGUGGGCGUGGAGAACCUCAUCAACGCCGACUUCUGCGUGGGCUCUGUCUGCGUGGCCUUCGGGGCAAUCCUGGGCAAAGUCAGCCCUGUCCAGCUGCUCAUCAUGACUCUCUUCCAAGUGACCCUGUUCUCAGUGAAUGAGUUCAUCCUCCUCAGCCUGCUCAAUGUGAAGGACGCAGGGGGCUCCAUGACCAUCCACACAUUCGGCGCCUACUUUGGGCUCACAGUGACCUGGGUCCUCUACCGGCCCAACCUGUACCAGAGCAAGGCCAGACAGAGCGCCGUGUACCACUCGGACCUCUUUGCCAUGAUCGGCACCCUCUUCCUCUGGAUGUACUGGCCCAGCUUCAACUCGGCUGUGUCCAACCACGGAGACGCCCAGCACCGAGCCGCCAUCAACACCUACUGCUCGUUGGCAGCCUGCGUGCUGACCGCGGUGGCGCUGUCCAGCGCCCUGCACAAGAAGGGCAAGCUGGACAUGGUGCACAUCCAGAACGCCACGCUGGCCGGAGGGGUGGCCGUGGGCACCGCCGCCGAGAUGAUGCUCAUGCCUUACGGCUCCCUCAUUGUCGGCUUCAUCUGCGGCAUCGUCUCCACGCUGGGCUUUGUGUACCUGACGCCAUUCCUGGAGUCCCGCCUACGGAUCCAGGACACAUGUGGCAUCCACAACCUGCAUGGCAUGCCCGGCGUCAUAGGCGGCAUCGUGGGUGCUGUGACUGCGGCCUGUGCCAACAGUCAAGUUUAUGGACAGGAAGGGCUUGCCCACGCCUUUAACCUUGACGGUUUCAAGACUGAAUGGUCCGCGAGCCUGCAGGGCAGUUUCCAGGCCGCAGGCAUCUUCGUGUCCCUGGCCAUGGCCCUGGUGGGCGGCCUCAUUGUGGGAGGCAUUUUGAAAUUUCCCAUCUGGGGCCAAGCUUCUGAUGAGAACUGCUUUGAGGAUGCGAUCUACUGGGAGGUGCCCGAGGAGCCCAAGAAUGCUGCCUCCCAUCAUGAGGACUCUACCCUCAAGGCACCAGAACCCUGAGCUCCCAGGGCAGGUGAGAAGCAGGUAAGGGGAGCGUGGCUUGU